AUGUUCGCCAGCGAAAUAAUUUUUGUGUGGAUGGGUUCACGUUCAACAGUCGAAACAUUAACACCAUUUCCAAAUUUUUGUAGAACGAAUGAAAAUGGCACGGUGAAUAUGCGAGUCGACGAUGCGAUUGCUGAACUCAGUUUCUCCGUUCUGGCUUUCCUUUUCUUCAAGGCGCAAUGUUCAAAUUGGCCUCGUUUUUAA
Molecule: messenger RNA, 201 nt
Organism: Dracunculus medinensis (Guinea worm)
Lineage: Eukaryota; Metazoa; Nematoda; Chromadorea; Rhabditida; Dracunculidae
Source: the annotation of a GenBank genome assembly